UCAUUGCAAACAUGACGCAAAGUGGAAUCGGAGCAGCAAGUGAGACUGAUGUUGCGGCACUUAGUUCAGGGCAACCAUUGGACUUUGAUGACGACACAUUGAAAGGUAAAGACAUUCACUACUGUUAUUAGUUGAUCACCAAAAGAGCUUUGACAUAGCAAGGACGAAUGAAAUUAAAACUAUAGACAAGAACAUCACGGUGACUGGAAGAGAUAAAAAAAGGAUGCGCCAUUUUCAACGGGCAUCAUCAGCUACAACAAAAUUUAAAGUAAUUAAAUUGGCUGGAAUUGUAAAAGCAAUAUUUACACAGAACUAGCAAGUAAUUGCGUAAGAACCACGAACAGUCACUUAGAUUAUUCUAGGAGCAGGCUUAUCUUGCGAUUCACAUGACUCCAAAAAGAUCUCAACGCACAUCUUAUUCAGUGCAAUGCUUCCGCGUCCCUUUUGUCAAGUAUUUUCUGAGGAUACAAAUCAUGUACGUCUCCUUUUUUGGCAUGUUAAACAGAAAAUUUUUAUCUUAUAUCACGGUUGAUAAGUAGUGACCACCUUCACUUCAUGGAAUUAAAAUGGACUGACAAAACCUAGUAGGAAAUAAUCUUGCUUUCUAGAAAUAAGUGUCAAGCAAAACUCAGCGCAAACCUUUGCACUGACAGCGCUACCCAAAUCAAACCCUAACGGGAGGGGUUGGUAACUAGAUGGGAGAUCAGCAGCCAUAUUCUGUCCUGAACACUUUCAUUCUUUUCCUUUUUCUUUUUUUAAUUUCAUUUCAUUGAACAUCCUAUUUCUAUGACUAAUGUCAUGGUUUACGCUAUUCAUAAGGUAACUAUUAACACCCAAAGAAAUAGCGCUCAGGUUUAACGACAUUUCAAUCUGCUUCGUUGUCAGCUAAAGCAGAAGUUUACAAGACUAAAGGUAAUGAAGCGUACUUAAAGGAAGAUUACAGCAACGCAAUUUACUUUUAUACUGAGGGAAUAAAAGUAAACUGCAAGGACCAGGACCUGAAGGCUAAGCUGUACAGCAACAGAGCAUAUGCAAACCUUCGUUUUGGUGAGACUAUUUGUACUUUUGCAAAUACUGAUGUGGAAGGCCGGGAGGGGGGGGGGGGGGGGGGGGGGGAAAAAAAAAGGGGAGAGAAAUAAAAAAAAAAAAAAAAUGAAAAAACAUUUUUUUUUUUAAAAAGGGAAAAAAAAAAAAAAAAGAGAAGGAGCGGGGCCAAGGGGCAAAAGAACAAAAAAAAAAGCAAAAAACAAUUUUUUUUUUGGGGUAUUUUUUUUUAUUUUUUUAAAAUGUGGGGGGGGGGGGGGGGGGGGGGGGGGGGGGGGUGUUGGGAAGGCGGAGUAGCCGAGUGUUAAGGCAGAGGUACUGGAUUUGAAUUGAGAUUAAAAGUUUGUUUGAAAUUUCGUAGUCCGCAGAGAAAGACAUUUCUAUAAAAAUGUGAUGAUGACCAAAUAUUCUAUAUAUAUUUUUACCGAAUUGCUGAUCUCGUCAGGGAACUAUUUCAGAACGGUCCAAUCGAAGUACAUGUCAGUGAUUGACACAUGAUUAUAGGGCCGCAGCUAGGUUUUUUGUAACGGGGGACAUUAUUGCGAGUACAGAAGGCACUAGGCUUGUGCGGGGAUAUGGGGGUAUCGUCCCCCAGAAAAUUUUCAAAUUUGGAGGCUCCGAAACGUUAUUUUCAGCACUUCUCAUGAGAUAUGUCUCGGAAAAAUCGACCUCGAAUAUGAAAAUGGCGAACAAUUGCAAGUCACUAUAACCAAAAUAACUAAGUCUAAAGAAAACAAAUCCAUCCACAGACUUGAUGUGCAGCUGCCCCCCUUGCCCCCUCGCUAGCUACGGCUCUGGAUUAUAUACUUAAUAAUGAACAAUUGCGGUUUUAACUUUCAGAAUCUAAGUAUAAAAAAGGUCAAACAAACGGGUCAAACAAUAACGUUCUUGCGAGCGUUCCCUUCCAUCAUGUUGCCAUGCACCGUUAUUCUCCCGCCCUUCCCCUCCCCCAUCGCAUGCCUGCCAUGCAUGCAUUAGCUGACGUAGUUAAGUGAACUACUCGCGAAAGAAGUUUUCUUUAUCCAGUGUAAAUGAUUUUUCAUCUUGAAGUUUUUUUUAAUGUAAUAUCGUACUAAUAAAAAGCAUUACGCAUUAUCUGAUUAAUUCACUCAGAAACCUAUGACCCAUAUGGGCUCCUGAUUCACUACAUUCUGUUUUGGACUUGCUUUAACAAGGUCAUCUUGUACUUGCCACCUUUUGUUUAUCGUACGUGCUUUGAAUUCUGAUUGGUUCGCUGCGUUUGCUGUGUGUGACAUUAUGGCUUUUGUUUUUCAACAUUCCUAGGAAAUUACAUUAAUUCACUGGAGGACGCAAAAGAAGCCACGGACAUGCGACCACUGUCAGUGAAACCAAUAAUAGCAGGUAAUUCCAAAGAUUUAGUACUUUGUCCUUAAGAAACAAACAGAGUUUAUGACGUAGUGAAAGCGUUUGAAUUUAACCACAUUCUAACUCGAAACCGUAACCGGCGGUCUUUGAUUAUUUACUUUAAUUUUUUCAAACUUUUGGAAACUAUGCAAGAAUGAAAUUGAAGCUUAGAAUUAGGAUCAAUAACUGAAUUCACAAAGUCACAUCAUUUCUAUCACAGGCCUCUCGCGAGACUACGAAAACAGAACUGACUUGAUCAACUGGAAAUCAGCAAUCACCCUUCAUUGUCCUUUUGCGAUGUUGGCUGAUUAUGACAGUGGCGGUCAUGAUCAAGUCUUCUAUGUUUAACAUUUCAGUUAUAAUUUCUGUUGAUCCCGCUAAGCGCUGUUUCGAUAGAAUGGAAGAAAGGGAGCAGGCUUGUGUCGCUGAAUAUUCUAGGUUUACUGAGUUACUCUAUUUUCACUAAUUCAGGAGCGAAAGCUUUAACGAGAUUGAAUCUGUUUGAGCUGGCGAUCAUGUGGUGUGAUAGAGGAUUAGCAGUAUCCUUUUGUUCAUUGCAUUCCUGCAUCAUGAUCAAAAGAUAG
Messenger RNA from Porites evermanni, 2993 nucleotides. The record is from the annotation of a GenBank genome assembly. Lineage: Eukaryota; Metazoa; Cnidaria; Anthozoa; Scleractinia; Poritidae.